Molecule: messenger RNA, 4528 nt
Organism: Neoarius graeffei (lesser salmon catfish)
Lineage: Eukaryota; Metazoa; Chordata; Actinopteri; Siluriformes; Ariidae
Gene: klhl6
Product: kelch-like family member 6
Exons: 7
Coding region: 315-2294 (659 amino acids)
Molecular function (GO): protein binding
Source: RefSeq, a predicted model, not a curated record
GGUGUACAGCUAUAACUAAGAUUUUGUUUGUGUAAUAAAUGCACGUUAAAGAUUUAAUUCUGCGCAGAUGAGACCGACACCUUCAGCUGGAGUUUAAAGCUCCAGUCAUGACGCUAACAUCACAUGCUAAUUUACAGAAGAUGGAAACCAUGUUUCAGAACCGACUGUUAUUUGUAGAGACGUGUUGCAUGAACAGUGACUGCUUUAAGGGAACUUUCCAGAACAUAGCUGUGAAUAAAGAAUAGCGCGCGUGUGUGGUUUGUGUCAGAUAUGAGAAGUUUCAAAACUUCCUGUUUUUGCACCUGAUCUCUAAAAUGAGAACAGGAAGCAGAGCAGGAGCUGAAAACCUCAGCGCUGCUAACACACUAAGAGUCGGUGCACACGGUGAGAGCCGUAGUGCACGCUUCAGAGUGUUCCUCACCGCACCGAGUGAAGAAACAAUGAGCGACUCCGUGGAGAAAAGCUCCGACUCUCCUGUGCACACGGAAAGUUCUGGAGCUGGUGAACUGUCGAACAUCUCUGUUCAGGAGAGGUUGGAUGACGAGAGUGUGAUCUUUAACGACUCUGGUCUCUCGGAGCAGAUCCACGCUGAGCUCCAGGGUCUGCGUCUGGACCACUGCCUCACUGACGUCGUCCUCAGCGUCCAGGAGGAGAAGUUCUCCUGCCACAGAGCCGUCCUCGCCGCCGCCAGCUUGUACUUCAGAGCCAUGUUCUGUACAGACCUGCGAGAGAAACGUGAACAGUGUGUGAACAUUCAGGGGAUUGAUGCAGAGGACAUGAAGAUGCUGCUGGACUACACAUACACGAGUAAAGUACACAUCACCAAAGACAACGUCCAGAAAACCCUGGAGGCAGCCAGUCUCUUCCAGUUCCCGCGAGUGAUGGAGGCGUGUGCUAAUUUCCUGGCUGAGUCUCUCCACCCGGAGAACUGUGUUGGGGUUCUGCGUCUGGCCGACACCCACAUGCUGCUGGAGCUGAAGGCGCGUGUGCAAGAGUACAUUGUGCAGAACUUUGGGCGUGUGGUGGAGCACGAGGAGGUGCUGGAGCUGCCGCUGGACGUGCUGCUGGAGCUGCUGCGGCGGGACGAGCUGGCCGUGAGCGAUGAGGAGUGUGUGUAUGAAGUGGCCAUGCGCUGGGUGAAGGCGCAUCAUGCCGAGCGUCUGCCCUCGCUGGCCCGGGUUCUCGCUCACAUCAGACUCCCACUGCUAGAACCCUGCUACUUCCUGGAGAAGGUGGAGAGCGACGACAUGAUCCGCUCCUGCACCGAGGUUUUCCCGCUUCUACAGGAGGCUCGAGCUUAUCACCUGUCCGGGAACGAGACCGGAAUUGUGUGCACACAGGUGAUUUCAGAGCGCACUAAGCCCCGCCUCCACCAGUACCAGUCGGAGGUGUUUGUGAUCAUCGGUGGCUGCACUAAAGAUGAGAAGUUUGUUUCGGAGGUGACGUGUCUGGACCCCCUGCGGCGGAGUCGCCUGGAAGUGGCCAAGCUGCCCGGCACUGACGCAGAGGCCGAGAGCGACACCAGGAAGUGGGUGGAGUUCGCCUGCAUCACCUUCCGAAAUGAAGUGUACCUCUCAGGUGGCAAAGAGACGCAGCACGAGGUGUGGAAGUACAACGCUUCACUGAAUAAAUGGAUCCAGGUGGAGUACCUGAGCACGGGCCGCUGGAGACACAAGAUGGCGGUGUUGGGGGGGAAGGUUUACGUCAUGGGGGGAUUCGACGGUGUUCAGAGACUCAGCAGUGUAGAGGCGUACGACCCCUUUCACAACAACUGGACAGAGGCUGCUCCUCUGCUCCUCGCCGUCAGCUCCUUUUCUGCCGCUAGUUACGGCAAUUGCGUCUUCGUCAUCGGCGGGGGACCAAACGGGAAACUGGCCACCAGCAGCCUGCAGUGUUUCGAAGCGGCGGCGAAUAAAUGGACGUUAAAAAGCCCGAUGCCCAUCGAAGCUAAAUGCACCAACGCCGUAACGUUCAGGGACUCCAUCUACGUCGUGGGCGGGGCCAUGAAGGCGUUGUUCAGCUACAGUCCAGGCACGGACGUGUGGACGUUGGUCACUCAGCUGGGCAGUGAGCGGGCGAGUUGUGGGCUCUCGGCGUGCUGUAAUAAACUCUUCAUCACCGGAGGGAGGGACGACAAGAACACGGUCAUCGCCACGGUUCUCUGCUGGGACCCGGACAAGAACACACUGACGGAGGAGUGCGUGCUGCCUCGCGGCGUCUCCCACCAUGGCAGUGUGACGCUCAGGAAAUCCUACACACACAUUCGCAGGAUUGCGCCCAUACACACCGAGUGAUGACAUCAUCACAUUUCCACACAAGACGGUUUACAGCUCUGACUCUGUGAGAAACAUUUUAUUAAAAGAAAAAUUGUAGAAAAGAUGCAAACUUGAUGUAAAAGUGAGGCAGUGUGUCGGACAGUGCAGAAAUCCAGCUGUGCUCCUUCAACAUGUGGCUCUCACACGCACGGUUUUGCCCUGAUGCACUGUUUCAAGUCUGAUGGGGGAGAAAAAGGACGUAAAAAGGCAGCAGUGAUUUUCAGCUCUUCACUGUGAAGCUCGAGAGUGAAUAAGCCCCGCCUCUUGCUUUCCCCAUCAUGCCGUGCGACAGGACAGGAAGUGCUGACCUUCCUCAGAGUGGCUGUGUAACUGGAGCUCCGCCCAGCAGGCUGAAAGGGUUUUUAUUGGCUGUGUGCGACAACCAAUGGAAAUGCACAAGAGGCGGAGUUAUGGAUUUGGUACACAUGACUAGCGUGCGCAUGUGUUAAGCACUUAGCUAAAUGUUAGCCAGUAAUGCGACAGUAACCAUAGCAACACAUCCACUGGUGUAGGUUCUAGUCAAUCAAAUCCACUAUUCUGUGCUAAGCCCCGCCUCCUCUACAUUCUCACUGGUUCCCAAUCAGAAUCCUCUCUGGCCACAGAGUCCGUGUGAGACAGGAAGUUCACCUGCGGUGGCGAGUGUGUGCGGAUCGUGUUCCGCUCUUGUUUGUGCCUGUAAUCAUGUGACCACUCCCGCUCUCGUCUCUCCCAGCGUUUCCCGUUGUCACGGCGAUGGCGCCGUCUGUCUCCAUGGUGACUCUGAUCCCCCCCCAAACUUGUGGUGACGGGUUGCGGCUGCCGGGAGAGCUGGAGGUUCCUGGGUAACUCUGACUGGGGAGGGAAAACAAGUCACACAUUAAUGACUGAUGAUAACCACGCCCACUCUCACAUCUCCAUGGAAACACACUCACCCCGAGUGAGGAGAGGGGGAUGUAGAGCGCCCCCUGGAGGCAGCAUGACCGUUCUGCAUUACUCCACUCUCCUCCUUUUUUACACUGUGAAGAGAAAAAAAUAAUUAAAAGGAAAAAAAACCACACACACACCUGGUGAUGCGGGUUUUGGAGUUCAGAUGUCGCUCCUCUUUCUCCUCUCUCACUUGUUUACCGUUUUCUUCCCUCUUCACCUCCUUUGGAGAACCUGAGCAGGAGGACGUGUUUAUUACCUAAUACGCACACACUCUCCUAAUAUAAUUCUCCAACUGAGCACACACACACACAGGAGAAAGUUCUCUCACUGGGUAGAAACACUGGAUUAUUAAUGGAAUAAAGUGUGUAUUUUAUGACUAAAGUGUGUGUUUUCUAGAGCAUUCUGUACAUCACUGUACUGUAGGAGUCUGAGCCCUCACUCGCAGUGUGUGUGUGUGUGUGUGUGUGAGAACGGGAGUAAAAGAGUAAAGGUGAAGUGUAACUCUCUCUCCUCUGGUGACCCGGUAACACUGAGGGCUCUAGUGGGACUCGGAACCGUCAGGUUUGCGUGUAGUGACGCACUCGUACCACCUCGACAUAAAGCAACCAGCGGCGACUCAAAACAACAAGUGAAGAAACCAUCAGAUAGAAAAAACCCCAACGUUAUAAACAGCUUGUUUGAACAAAAAUGUUCAGGAACAGGAAGAGACUCCGAGACGAACACACACACUGCUGAAGAACGGGAAAUCUAUCACAGUAGGCGGGGCUUGUAAACAGGAAGCAGUGAUGUGUGUGCUCACUUGCAGAGUCCGAGCAGCCAGGUAGAUGCAGGUGAUGGUCUCUGGUUCAAACCUCACAAACACGCCGGUCCUGAGCGCAUCGUUCAUGUAGUUCCUGUAAAACAGCACCAUGGUGGACAGCAGACCAGUACGAUAUCGCCACCACGAUACCCAGCGACGUUUAUUCGCAUUACAUCAUCAUCAUCAUCAUACAACACCAUGCACCGGUACGAGUCACUCGAGCAGAGCAAUGUUUAUCACCCUGAGAGACCACAACAUCAGACGGUUUACAUCGCCUGGAAGCCCCGCCCAAAGCUCCACCCCUCCCUACUAUCUGACAAGCCUGGACUCGCAGCGCGCGCUCGCCUUCUGCCGCACGAAAUGGAGAAUGUUUAGAGUUCAUUAAUGUGAAAUAAAAUUUAUCACUUAGUCAACUUUAGACACGUAAAUCACUAACAUUCGGUGACUGGAUGGAGUUGUGAUGCCACGAAAACACUUUAAAUAAAUAAACUGUACAGAAUAAAAAGAA